AUGGAAUGUGAAUAUGAAAAGAAAAAAAGUUUUUAUGAAAUAGUAUUAACAAUAAAAAAAAAAAUUGAAAAAUAUGAUUUGAGUAAAUGGGAGAAUAUAAUAAAACCAGAAGAUGUAUCAUACAAUGAUUACUUUGAAAAACUAGUAAAAGAAUCAAAUACAGAAUGUGAUGAUAAAGAAAUUAAAAUAAAUGAAAGAAAUGUAAACAUUGAAAAUGAAAAUAAAAAAAAUACAUAUGAAAUAAAUAAAGAUUUUUUUGAUAAUCUAAGCAAUAGAGACAAAUUUUAUUUUUUAUUAAGUAUAAAAGAUACAAUGGAAACUAGUUGGCUACUAGCUCAAAAAAGAUUAGAAGGAAUAAAAUUAGAAGAGAAUUCUGAAUUCAUAAAUGUUCAAGAACUAUUAAAUUACUCAAAAAAAUUAUCAGAUACAACUUGUGCUCCACCUGAAUGUGAUAAUAUCAAUGAUAAAAUAAUUCAUCAAGAAUAUUAUCCUAAUUAUCAUUUUUUAAAUUUUGUGAAUAUUGAAGAAAUUCAUUUAUCUAAAUUAUUUCAAUUGCAAAAAUAUAGUACUGUUUGUUUUCCUCCUAUAAUUACUAUAGAAGAAAAUGAUAAUUUGUUAAUUGUUAGUAUUACUUGUUCUACUCCUACUACUACAAUUUUUUAUAAAAUAAACGAGGAAAUACAGGAGAAAAUUUAUGAUUCUGAUAAUAAACCUAAAAUACCUAAAAGACAAAAAAUAAAUAUAUACGCUUGGUCAGUUAAAGAAGGUUUCAUAAAAUCAAGAGUUUCUUGUUUUUCUAAAACUUACAAUGUUAAAGAAGAUAAUUCGCAAAACUUAUUAGAUAAUGAAGCUUCUCAAUUUUUUCCGGACUCUUUUAAAUCUGACAAAACUGAAAAUGAAAAUAUUAUGAAUAAGCAAUCUUCAAAUACAAAUGUAUUUAAAAAUCUUGGUUUUUUAUUAAGUAGAAAAAAAGAAAAAAAGUUGGAAACAUCAUCAAAUGAAGAAUCAUUCUCAAGUAACGAAGAAGAAUAA
Plasmodium gallinaceum is the source of this 1032-nucleotide messenger RNA. RefSeq names its product conserved Plasmodium protein, unknown function. Lineage: Eukaryota; Apicomplexa; Aconoidasida; Haemosporida; Plasmodiidae. The record is from RefSeq and is a predicted model, not a curated record. The coding region runs from base 1 to 1032 and encodes 343 amino acids. The transcript has a single exon.